GCAUGUUGUGUACCGCUCUUGAGCCGAGCUGUUUAUGUUUUUCAGGUGUUUUCGUGCUGCCAGCCUUCGUUUAGGAGUUUGUUCGAGCACCAGAUACAAGUCGUUUAAACGCGAUAUAAUGUGUAAAGAGCUGAAGACGAGAGUCCUGCGGAUUUCAUCUAAUUUCUCUGAUGACCUGACGUUACAUCAGCCGGAGUGGACGGAGAUCCUGAGCUGUACAGUGAAUGCUCUGAAGGCGGGUCAGGUGGUGGCAGUGCCCACCGACACCAUCUACGGCCUGGCCUGUGUGGCGCAAAACUCUGAGGCCAUUAGAAGAGUCUACGACAUCAAGGGCAGGAAUGGAGACAAACCCCUGGCCAUCUGUGUCGGAGAAAUCCACGACAUAUACAAGUACUGUAAAGUGUCUGUGAAGGACAGGCUGCUCAGAGAUCUGCUUCCCGGACCUGUUACACUCGUUCUAGAAAGAUCCGCCACGCUAAACGGAGAUCUCAAUCCUUUUACCAAGCUCAUAGGGGUCCGUAUUCCAGACCACCCGUUCAUGAGGCGUCUCUGUCAGAUGUGCGACACACCGCUAGCUCUCACCAGCGCUAACGUCAGCACUCAAUCCAGCACUGUCGCCGCUAACGAGUUUGAGGAUUUGUGGCCCCGUCUGGCCGUUGUUGUGGACGGGGGCCCGAUUGAAGAUAAGAGCCGCUUGGGAUCAACAGUUGUGGAUCUGUCUGUGUGUGGCAGAUACCGAAUCAUCAGACCGGGAUGCGCUCUCUCUGCUACAGUUCAAAUACUUGAAGGCAGAUAUGGACUGCUGGAGGAUCCUGACCAUCGCUGAGCUCAACACACACACGCUGCACCAAAGAGACACUCGUAUAGAGUGUGUGUGUGAGAGAGAUUCUCAGUAGUGGGAAAUUGGGAGUUUGACAGUUUCUGAAUAUUUUCCACACAUUUUUUUUCCUUUGAGAGGACAUGUUGGGUUUGCUGGUUCUGAUGUGAUCAGUCUUUUGGAUACACAUUUGUAUUCUCAACCGUAUAAGACGCACAUUUCCAAUCAGUUACAGGUUUUGUUGUCGUUUACGGUGAGAUAUUUCUCAAUGAGCGUGACCUCACACCAUGCAGAUGCCUUUGAGAGUUACACUGCAUAUUACAGGGAAAGUUGACUCAGGAUUUUUUACUCGUCCCCCAUUUAUUCUAAACCUGCAGUUUCUACUGUUAAACACAAAGGAAUUCUGGGAGAAAAGAUCAGCUUUUGACUUCCAUAGUAUUUUUGUUUCUGUUAUGCAUGCCAUUGGCUGCUUUUCCCCAACAUUCUUCAGAAUAUCUUCCUUUUGUCCUCAACGGAAGAAGGAAUUUCAUGAAGGUUUUAGAAAAUGUUCAAUUUUGGCUGAACUAUCCCCUUAGAUUGAGUCGAUUGCUUUAUUUUCAGAACUCUUACAGCUUUGACUGAUUUUAUUUUUUGUUCAUUGUGUUUUAUUUAGAUCAGUGAUGUCCAAACUCGGUCCUGGAGGGCCGGUGUCCUGCAUAGUUAAGCUUCAACCACUCAACACACUUGCCUGGAAGUUUCAGUAUACCUUUAAUCUGGGUUGGAACUAAAACAUGCAGCUCUCCAGGACUGAGUUUGGACACUUCUGGUCAAGAGUAUAUUUAUUUAGUAUAAUGUGUCGAGGGGUCAGUUGCUCUCUGGCAGGGCAACGUUCAUCUUUUCUUUAU
Molecule: messenger RNA, 1701 nt
Organism: Danio rerio (zebrafish)
Lineage: Eukaryota; Metazoa; Chordata; Actinopteri; Cypriniformes; Danionidae
Gene: yrdc
Product: yrdC N(6)-threonylcarbamoyltransferase domain containing
Cellular component (GO): plasma membrane; mitochondrion; cytoplasm
Molecular function (GO): double-stranded RNA binding; L-threonylcarbamoyladenylate synthase activity
Source: RefSeq, marked validated